UGUUCUAGGAGGUCACUCGACAUCCAUCUCUCUCUCCUUCUUCCUGCUCUUUGUUCCCCCUCUCUGGCCAACAGCUUGAUUAGUUAAAUUCACAGUUCCAGCUUACCUCCUUUCAACAAUUGGUUGACUCAGUGACUUUAAAGGACAGAAGAAGAAGAAGAAUCUUCUUGAAACAGCAAAGCAGCAAAGAUUUGGCUGGAAUUGAUUCGGUGAACAGUGACUGCAACUGAAUCCUUUGGGACAUCUUAUGUCGCGAUUAUCAUAAAUUUUUCGUGGGCUGCAGUGAUUGUGAAAAAUUGAGAGACCUGUAUUUUGAGCAGUUUAUGGAAUGGGCCCGUGAUCAGUUUAUCUUUAAUCGUAAAAGAAUGCAAGCAUUCCAUUAUCUUUUAGCUUAUCAGUAGAGUUUCUUGGUUUAGGGUGCACGGGACGUCAUGGGUAGGCAAGCAGACAAUUUUUGGGAAUACGCAGAGCGUUUGUAUGGGCGUUUUAAGUGCAAAUUCUGCAAACAAGAUUUUGCUGGGGGUGCCCCUAGAGUUAAAUCCCAUUUAUCUGGAAUCAAAGGACGUGAUGUAGAUAUAUGCACCAUGGUCCCAAAACAUGUCCAAGCACUUGCUGCUGAGGCGAUUAAAGGUGCCAAUAAGAGACCAAAACCCGAAUACUUUUCGAGUAGUUCCGAUGGAACUUCUUCAGAAGUAUGUCACAAAAAUGAUAUCUGCGAGCUGGAUAAUUUGCUUGCGAAGUUCUUUCUGUCAAACAACAUUGAUUGCAAUGUUGUUCAGUCAUCUUCCUUUAUUGACUUCAUCAAUGCUGUGGUUGCAUUUGGUGCUCCUUAUAAAUUACCAAGUUAUUCAGCACUCAAAACUCUGCUAAUUCCCAAAUUGCAUAGCGAGAUCGAAGCACAUGUGAGAAGUGUGAAGGAUUCUUGGGGAGAAACGGGCUGUACCCUCAUCUCUGAUGUUUGGUUCAAUGAGAAAGAGGAUCAAUCCUUCGUUAACAUCAUGGCCCAUUCGUGGAAAGGGGUAGUGCUACUGAAUGCAUUCAAAGUCCCAAAGCAUGAAUUAGAUGGCGACUUAUUAGAGGAAAUCAUCUGUUUCUGCAUCCAAACUAUAGGGCCAAAAAAUGUUGUGCAAUACAUUGAUGGCACUCCUGUUUGGGGACCUACCAAGGCUCGGCUCACUAGUGACUUUCCUCACAUAUACGUCACUCAGUGUGUUGCUGCUGAGAUCCAGUCGAGUUUUGAGGAAGUUUACAUGGAAAUAGAGUGGGUUAAGCUGGCAUUUGAUAAAGCUAGAUGUCUCAUCACUCUUAUUUAUGGGAAUAGCGAUCUUUUGUCACUGAUGAGGAAGUACACCAACAACAAGCAGUUAAUACAACCUCAAACAACAGAUUUUUUCUCAAACUACAGUAUGCUACUGUCGAUCAUUGUCGUCAAAAAUCAGUUACUUCAACUAGUGCAAUCUUUUGAAUGGCUUUCAUCUGGUUCUGGUAUGCCAGAAGUGGCUGAGAUAAUUAGAAGCUUAGAGUUUUGGAAUCAAGUGGAAGAGAUAGUAAAGGCUUUAGAGUCACCAUUCCUAGUUCUCCACCUAGUUGAUAGAUAUGGUUCAUCUUCCGGGUACUUGUAUGUGGCGAUGGAAAUGGCAACCGAAGAAAUGAAAAGAAUUUAUGACGGCAAUCCAUCCAAGUACCAGAGACUAUGGCAGAUUUUCAACUCAUUGAAGGAAAAGAUUGUCCAUCCGGUACAUGCUGCUGCAGCCUUUCUAAAUCCUGCAUAUAAGUGCAGUGAGUUGUUUAAAGAUGCAGCCAAAGUAACUGAAGCCAUGGAUUUUAUAGUAAGCCACUUGGUAGCGAGCGAAGAUAAAUAUGCUUUUGUGGAAGAAAUCAGGAAGUAUCACGACAGAGGGAGAGAACUAAAAAGGGUCAAAGAAAUUGAAAACAUAAUGGGGAAAGCAUAUCACCCAUGUGAUUGGUGGGCUUUUUGUGGUCAUGAGUUUCCCAUGCUUAAGAAGUAUGCCAUCCGAAUAUUGAGUCAGCCCUGCAGUAGUUCAGCUUAUAAGUGGAGUUUGAGUGCGUUUGAGACUGCUCAAAUGAAGAAGCUGAACGGAUUUGCAUUUGAAGCAUCGACCAAUUACUUGUCUUGGAUGAAUAUUAUCUUGACCACCAGAUUUAGGGCAACGAAUGCGUCUGAUAAGCCAAAGGAUCUUACUGAGCUCGUGUCCACUGAUUUGUUAAACGAGCCGGAGGUUCCCCAUUUAGAUCCACAACCAAUUCGCGGUUCUCUAAUAGCUGGUAACCAUUGCCCAAGCCGGAGAUGUUUGCAUCUGCAGUUUGUAACUAGGAUUCCUUCUCUCCUAGUUACUGGUCAUGAGGUCAAAAGUGAACAAGGAUCUCCUGUCCAUGUGUUCUUGGUAGACCCAAUCACCGGUAAUGUGGUGCAAGACAGUGCAUUAUCGAUGUUAAAUUUGGCAGUUUCAGCGCUUGAAGGAGACUUUGAUGAAGAAGAUAGAAAUACUUGGAACAGGGAGGAUUUUGAGAGAAAUGAAAUAACGGAUGUCCCACUCAUGACCGGCAGUCUGCAAGUGACCCUAAAGGAUGGGAUAGGAGCACUUGGAGCUUUCUAUUUUAAUUACAGCUCUGAAAUUGCAAAAAGUGGGAAGUUCAAGCUUGGAGUGAAAACUCUUACAGGUGAAUGUGGAGGUAUUUGUGUUCGCGAGGGCACAUCAAAUGCAUUCGUUGUGAAGGAUGUUAAUGUCACAAGUGGGCAUGAUGCCGCUGCCUGCCAGAUGCACCUUUCAGAAGAUUCACAAGUGGUGGUUCCUAUGACACAAAUACCCUGUCAUGAAAGCGCUACUGCCAAUAGCAACGUGGAUUUCCCCAGUUGGUUUGGACCUGUUUGGAGUCCUGGAAUGGAGUGCAAGCCUAAGCAGAAGCACAACGUCAAAUCAGGGCAGGUAGCAAUUAGAUGGCCUAAGCUUAAAGCCAUUUCACGGUGGACGAAUCUGAAGAGAGCUUUCAUGGAGAAGAGAGCUCAGAAAAUUCUUAGAAGGGCCCGAGUGCAGAAGCGAUUGGAAGAAUGUAAUAAAGGUGAUCAAGAUUGUAGUCUGGAAGAUCACAGGCGGUUACAAGUUAAGGAAAAGCUGAAGGAAAACCCUGAGAAGGAUGUGAUGUUGACGGCGCCAAGUCAAGUGGCAACUUGUCCUGAGGAGUAUUCCAAGGGCAAAUCUGGAUCUGCGUUGGAUGAGAAGGACGAGGAAUCAAUGCUACCAGGGCCUGCUUGGGAAGGACAACUUAAAUUAACAAGUUGUGAUAAUUCAACUGUGGGAGGCUCUGUCGAAUUUCCAAAACCAAGUACCUCAGAAGUUAGUCAACCUUUGACUUUCUUCUCGUCGUUAUCGGCCUGCAAAGAUACAGAGCUCCUCGAGGAUGAGGAGGCUGCCAAGCCAUUGGUAUUAGAAGUAUGUCCACCGACAGUGGUAAGCUUCUCAUGUGCUGGAGACUCUAUUCCUCGGAAACAGGAUAGCUCCCAAUGGAGAAAUUUAUUUACGCUUUUUCCCUCAUUACUGAGUGGAGAUGAUACUGACCUUGGUGAGGAUAAGGCAAGAGAGUUUCUCAAGCAUACAGCAAGACAGUCAACAAGUCCAACCAAAGAUAAUGAAUUGGUUGGCAUGUCUAACCUCAGCAUGUUUUCUCCAGGCACAUCGAACUACUACAGCAAUACCACGGGAUUCUCGACCACGAGCAGCAAUGCACAGUUCUUGAAGGCAGUGGUGGCAGGGGAUGCUGAGCCGGAUGGACGGAUCUUGAUACCGAAUUUGAAGCUCUUCACUUUUUCCGAAUUAAAAAGUGCCGCUAGGAACUUUGGACCAGAUUUUCUCCUUGGGGAGGGAGGGUUCGGGAAAGUCUACAAGGGGUGGGUCGAUGAGAAAACCUUAGCUCCUUCUAGAAGGGACAGUGGAAUCCCGGUUGCAGUCAAGAAAUUGAACCCAGAAAGUAUUGAAGGUUUUAAUGAAUGGCAGGCAGAGAUGAAAUUCGUUGAGGCGGAAAUGAAAUUCGUUGGAACGCUUUUACACCCGAAUAUUGUUAGGUUACUGGGGUAUUGCUGGAAGGAUAAUGAGCUCUUCUUGGUUUCUGAGUUCACGCAGAAGGGCAGUUUAGACAACCAUCUUUUCAGAAGGAAUCCCUCGAUUCAACCCCUUUCUUGGGAGAAGCGACUCAAAAUCGCCAUUGGAGCUGCCCGAGGUCUUGCUUUCCUUCAUGGUUCGGAGAAGCAAGUCAUUUUCAGAGAUUUCAAGACCUCAAAUAUAUUUCUUGACUCGGAUUAUAAUGCGAAAAUAGCGUACUUUGGCUUGGCAAGAUUAGGAACUUCGGGCGGAGAGUCACAUGUGAUGACCCGAGUUAUGGGAACAUAUGGCUAUGCAGCUCCUGAGUAUCUUGCAACAGGGCAUUUGUCCACAAAGAGCGACGUGUAUGGGUUCGGCGUGGUCCUACUUGAGCUGCUCACUGGCCGACAGGCACUUGACAUGAUGCAGCGGAGCGGGCAGCAUCUGGUCGAGUGGGCCAGACCAUUCCUUAACGAGGGGAAGAAACUCAAGAUCAUAAUCGACCCUUGGAUCGAGGGGCAGUUCUCAUUCAAGGCAAUCCUACAGACCGCAGAGCUGACCCAAAAGUGCCUUGCAAAGGAGCCAAGGGACCGCCCUUCUAUGAAGGAGGUUGUCAAGGCACUUGAGCGGACUGAAGCAAUGACAGAACUGCCCAAAGAAAAGAAAGUGCGGUCAGCCUCGCAUCCCUAAGUGCCUCCGCACAGCCACCGGCCCAUCCAUUAUCAGUGGUCUCCACGCCACUCGAGAGAGCACGGUGCUAACCUUCCUGCAGAAGCUAGCGAGCUGCCAAAUUGUUCUACUCCACAUGAUCACUCAUUUUAUUAUGAGCCACUUUAUCACACGAACAUAGAAUCGACCCGAUUAUUUUAACGAAUUGAUGAUCCGAAAAGCUUGACAUACAUCCCAAUAUACUCUCUUAUAUUUAAUAUUAAUGUUGUGUUAUAUUAAGUUCAAUUC
Messenger RNA from Punica granatum (pomegranate), 5054 nucleotides. The record is from RefSeq and is a predicted model, not a curated record. Lineage: Eukaryota; Viridiplantae; Streptophyta; Magnoliopsida; Myrtales; Lythraceae.